This is a messenger RNA of Phytophthora sojae, 1200 nucleotides long. RefSeq lists its product as hypothetical. The record is from RefSeq and is a predicted model, not a curated record. Bases 1 to 1200 code for a protein of 399 amino acids. The transcript is spliced from 3 exons. Lineage: Eukaryota; Oomycota; Peronosporomycetes; Peronosporales; Peronosporaceae.
AUGGAGCAGUUCGCUCACUUGCCCCCGAACCAGCAGGAUGCGCUUAAAAAGCUUAUGUCCUUGCUGGGCCCGGAGGGCGUGACGCAACUUGCGCAGCAAGGCCCCGACGCGGUGAACGCGCGUCUCGACGCGUUUUCAAGCUACGAGAAUGCUCUUCUAGAGCACCUCCAGCAGAGGAUGGCGACUGCCGCGGCGCCCCAAGCGCCACCUUCGUCGUCCGACGCGGGAAUAAGACCCAAGCCGCUCAUGUUGAGCGUGAAGACUUCGAAGGCAAGGAGGAUUUUGCUGAUCCCGCUACACCCCAAUGGUGCGCGUGCCGGAUCUUCUGGUGACUCGGGAUUUCACCGUGAGUCCCAAAAAAAAGUUCGAGUGAAGAAGGAACAAGGGGAUCAAGCGUCUUCGGAAUCGGGAUCGACGACGACGCUGCUGAAUGAAACAAGAUCCACGGAUCGGCAGAGUGCAAGGAGGACCUCUGUCGGCGGAACCGAGGUGGAUCCUGACAUGGAUCCAGAAGAGAAACCUCAACCUCCUCCACAGGUCCCUUCGGGGACCCCGGUGGAUCGCGACGAAAGUCAAGAUCCACUAACAAAACAAACCAAGGCUGGCCAGGAUCGGUAUGCAUUUGCUGACCCUCCAGUGAAACAAGAGCCCUACAUCUUCCAUCCAGACAAUACCCAGACGAAGAAGACCGCUACGAGAAGGAAGAUGAAGGCCCCGGAGCUGGAGGACGAAGAUCCAGAAACCUCGGCCCAGGAUGGAUCCGAGGCAUCAUGGAUCCAUCAUCACGAGAAACAACUACGCAGCUUUCUGACAAUCGGAGCCCUGAUACUUCCGGCAGCCGUUAAGCGUCCAGGAAUCUUGCCCGAGAUGGAACGCCUGAUGCAGCUGCUGAGGGAUGCCGAUCUCGUGGCUGGAGCGUUCGACGCGUCAGUGAUGUACGAGAUCGAUCCAAUCCAACUCCGUGCCACGACGAAGAUGCUGUUCAACCGACUGAAGGUGCUGGUAGGCGAGAUCCAGCCGAAGCCGGAUCCCGCAAUCCCGGAUCCAAGAUCACUACAAGAAGGAUCCACAGGAUGCCGGACGUCGUCACCUUAUGUGUCGGCUGCAGAGCUUGGGUCGGACACGUCUUCGGAGCCGCGACAUGUCACUUGGACCAUCGGGAGCCUCGAUGCUACGCGCCCGAGCCCAGAUCCAACGUGA